Messenger RNA from Teleopsis dalmanni, 2034 nucleotides. RefSeq names its product proteoglycan 4-like. The transcript is spliced from 7 exons. The record is from RefSeq and is a predicted model, not a curated record. The coding region runs from base 1 to 2034 and encodes 677 amino acids. Lineage: Eukaryota; Metazoa; Arthropoda; Insecta; Diptera; Diopsidae.
AUGAAACGUAGAAGAGUUUUGCUGGCGGCAGCAUUUCUGGCCGCAUGUGCGGUGCUCGUGCAUAGCAAGCCUCAAGAUUUACUUGGGGGUUUGAGACACAUUGAUGUGACAAAUAAAGAUAUAACCAAACAAGAAGUGGAUGAUACGAGUAAUGGUAAUAUCAUACACACAAUAAUGCAAACGAUUAUCAAAGCUAAUGUGUUAAAUAAUUCUGACAAAACUGUGAUUGGAGGUGGUGGAAAAGGUCCGGGUAUUAACAAUGAUAAGAUAACAAAGCAAGAGAUUACAAAAAAAGAGACUAUCGAGGGGAUUAGUGAUCUAAUUGAUGCUAAUUUGCAAACUAUAGGCGAUGUAAAUGCACUGAAUAAAGAUAAAGAAACAUCAAUUGGGCGCGGGAAUGGCAUACGAAACAAUGAAUUUACUGGGCAAUCAAUUAAAACUGAUGAGACUAAAAAAGGAGGCUCAAUAGAUAUUCUUGAUUUAAAUAAUCAAGCAAUGGUCUUAGUCGAUAUAUUAAAUAAUAACGACCAAACAAAUAUAAACAAAGGAGGAAAACCCGGUAUAGCAAAUGGCAUUAUAAAUAAUUCUGUAGCAAAACAAAAUCAGGAGCGCACCCAAACUUUCGAAAAAGGUACUCACCUUCAGGGUGUUGACUUUGGUGGUCAACUUUUGAUAGACACAGAUGUUGCUAACACUGAUAAUCAGAAGGAUUCAGGACCUGGCGGUAUUAAAAACAAAGAAGUAGCAAGUCAAAAAAUAAAAAAGACUAAAACAUUAAAAGAAGGAGCCCAUGUAAUAACUCCAGCUGAAAUUGGACCACAAAUUAUGUUAAAAGCGAAUGUAGUAAAUGAAGCAAAACAAAUUAUAGACUUUAUAAAUCCAGAUCCUUCUAAACCUCCAAAACCAGGGCAUGAAGACGACGAUUGUGUUGAAAAUGUUGAAAUAACUAAGCAAGAACAAGAAAAAGAACUUAUAAUGGAGGGUAAUGCUAAACAACUUACUGGUGUUAAACUUGAUCAACAAGCAAUUAUUGAUCUAAACAUAGCUAGUAAAGUCAUACAAAAAAUUAAGUGUAAGUCACGAAAAACUACAACAAAAAAGCCAACUACAUCAACAAGAAAACCAACACAUAAGCCAACCACGUCAACUAGAAAACCGACACGUAAGCCAACUACGACUACGCGAAAGCCAACAACGACUACACGAAAGCCAACAACAACUACGCGAAAGCCAACUCGUAAGCCAACAACGACUACGCGAAAGCCAACAACGACUACACGAAAGCCAACAACAACUACGCGAAAGCCAACUCGUAAGCCAACAACGACUACGCGAAAGCCAACUCGUAAGCCAACAACGAGUACUCCAAAGCCAACUCGUAAGCCAACUCGAAAACCAACACGAAGACCAACAAGAAGACCAACACGGAGACCUACACGGAAACCAACACGAAAACCAACUACAACAACACAAAGGCCGACAACUUCAACUCCAACACCAACGACGUCAACAUCAACUUCAACAUCAACAUCAACUUCAACUUCAACUUCAACAUCAACUACUUCUACUCCAACACCAACCACACCUUCUACAUCAACUUCAACUCCAACACCAACUACACCAACAACUUCAACUCCAACACCAACUACACCAACAACUUCAACUCCAACUCCAACACCAACCACAUCAACUUCAACUUCAACUUCAACUCCAACACCAACGCCAACUACACCAACUACAUCAACCUCAACUCCAACUCCUACUACACCAACAACUUCCACUCCAACACCGACGACCUCUACUCCAACGCCGACAACAUCAACGUCGACAUCAACACCAACACCUACACCAACAACUUCAACUACUCAACAACUGCCUAAAAGUACAACACCACGACGACGUUGCUAUCGUCGUUAUUGUCGUAAGUGGCGUAAUAGACCCAUAUACAGAUGCUGUACAAACUGUGAUGGACUUUCAGCAUAUCCUCGCCCUAAAUAUAGCUAUCAUUCCUACGCAUCAAAGAAGUACCCAUAA